CUGCCGUUAAUGCGCUCGGGGUUAUUGUAAGAGACUAUUUCUGAAGAUUUUCUUUCAUAGCUCCCCUCCAAAACGCCAUGGCUGUGGAGAUCGUUGGAAUUGUUUGGCAAAUAGGAAAGGAUGUAUUGAAACUUGUGAAGGACCCCGUUGAUUAUCUUUUUCACUAUGAGAGGAAUGUCGUGAACUUUAAAGCUGAAGUUGAGAGUUUGACGAUUAUUAGGAAUGAUGUGCAAGUGCGGGUGGAUGGAGCUCGUCGGAGAAGAGAUAGGAUCGAUGGCGAUUUGGAAGCAUGGCUAACAAGUGUACAACAAGUCGAAGCUAAUGCGACAAGAUUGGAAAAUGGAGUUCGAGGGAGUGUGGGAUGUUUCAAUGGGUGGCAUCCUAAUUGUUGCUCUCACUACAAGUUGGGUAAAGAAGCAAAAGAAACGAUGAAUAGCGUCAAGCAGCUUCAAGAAAGAGGGAGAAUUUUUUGUCAGAAUCUUCAGUAUGAUGUUCCUCCUCCAAGCAUAAACUCCAUGCUUGCCAGUGGGGAUUACUUAGCUUUCACAUCUAGAGAAGCGACUAUUGAAAAGAUCAUGAAGGCACUGGAAGAUGAGGCAAUCAGGACCAUUGGGGUCUUCGGUAUGGGUGGAAUUGGCAAGACGACCCUGAUGAAAGAGAUCGGCAAACAAGUGAAAAACACGGGGCUAUACAAUGACGUUGUAAUGGUAGAAGUUACUCAUAAUCCAGACUUAACAAGGAUCCGAAAGGAGAUUGCAGGCCAACUAGGAAUGGAGCUCAAAACAUACAGCGAUGUGGUGAACAAAGGUGCCUUGUUAGAGAGGUUGCAGGACACUAAGACACUGGUAAUACUAGACAAUGUGUGGCAAGAAUUGGACUUAGUUGAGAUUGGGGUCCCAUUUGGAGAUAACCGCAAGAGUUGCAAAAUCAUGCUGACAACGCGAAACUUAGAUGUCUGCAAUAGGAAUGUGAGCGAAGUAGAGAUCGAGGUCGGGUUCCUAUCAGAAGCGGAGUCGUGGAAUCUCUUCCGAAAGGUGAUAAGAGGUGCUGUUGAUUCUUCUAUUUUGGAUGGUUAUGGGAAAGACAUUGUUAAUGAAUGUGGGAAUCUCCCUCUAUUAAUUGCAGCAGUUGGAACUGCAUUGCGGCACAAGGAGAAGAUAGUGUGGUCAGAUGCAUUGACGAAACUUAGAAAAGGGACUUUAAUAGAAACUGAACAUAAAAAGGUUUUCUCGUGUCUGGAAUUGAGUUACGAGCAUUUGGAGAACGAUGAGAUCAAGUCCUGUUUCUUGUUCUGUUGUCUAUUUCCUGAAGGCUCUGACAUUGAGAUAGAAACAUUGUUGAGAUAUGGAUUCAGUGAGGAGUUGUUGUUUGAUGAUGCGGAGACUUUAAAGGAAGGGAGGGAGAGAGUGUAUAGCACAAUCGACAAACUUAAGGCUUGUUGCUUGUUGUUGAAUGGCAGUCAAGAAGGGUAUGUAAAAAUGCAUGAUUGUGUCAGAGAUGUGGCUAAGUCAAUUGCAUCAAAACCUGGGAAUGGAUUUCUAAUAAAAGCAGGUGUGAAAAUUCAGGAUUGGCCAAGGAAAGAGAAACUAAACGAAUGCAAGAGGAUUUCAUUGAUGAAAAAUGAGAUUACCAUGCUGGAUGUGGAGCCAGAUUGCCCAAAUCUCUUGACCCUAUUGCUCCAAAAUGACUAUUUACUGAAGAAAAUCUCGGAUAGUUUCUUCCAAGGGAUGAAAAGCCUUGUAGUUCUAGAUCUAAGCUGCACAUGCAUUUCAUCGUUCCCAUGCGUGACUACAUUGCGGGCGCUUUUCCUCUCUAAAUGCUUGUUUUUAACUGAUCUAUCUCAACUAGGAGAAAUGGAAAAGCUGGAAAUACUUUGCCUAAGCAAAACAAAUAUCAAGGAAUUACCUGAAGAAAUGGGCAGAUUGUCACAUCUAAAGCUCUUGGAUCUAACGGAUACAGCAUCUCUGAAAAGAAUACCACCAAAGGUGAUAUCGAAAUUGCGAUGUUUGGAAGAAUUGUAUAUGGAAAACAGCUUCAGCGAGUGGGAAAUUGAAGGAAAGGGAGAUGGAAGUAAUGCUCGCUUAGCAGAGUUGGAGUCCUUGAAUCGCUUGACGACACUGUACAUCCAUGUAAGAAAUACAGAAUGCUUGUCACAGGAAAUCUCAAUUUCUUGGACAGACAUUUCAAGAUUGUGCAUAAGCGUUGCCAACAAGGAAUCCAUGUUCAUUUCCACAAGAACCAUGCGGCUUGAUAUAUCGAAGCCCGUUUCGCAUUGGGUCAAGGUUCUGAUGGAAAGAUCCGAGCAGCUAGAGCUGGUACGUUCUGAAUUUUGUGAAGUGGAGAGAUGGGAGGAAAUGUUCGAUGAUGGAUUGCCACCAGCGCUGAAGGAUUUAAAAUUACUAAAGGUUUACAACGACUGGGGAGAAUCGUUUCUUCUGGCCUGCCUGCUACAUUGUCAGAAAAUAGAGGAGCUUGAGAUUGAAGGUUGCCAGAAAAUGAAGAAGAUAGUCCCAGAUAAAGAUGGAGAUUCGCUCCACCCAGUGAAAGCUCUACAGCCUUUCAUAUUUGAAAAUCUACAGUUUCUGGUGGUGCGGCAUUGCAUUGGCUUCAAGAAUCUCUUAUCAUGGAGGCUAGCACCAGCACUCAAACAACUGAAAGGGCUGAUGGUUGAUGGCUGCAAUGAAAUGGAGGUGAUCAUAGCGAAUGAGGGAGCGGUGGAUACUACAGUACUUCCUUGCCUACAGGACCUAUAUCUAUCGGAAUUGCCAAAGCUGAGGAGCUUUUGUGAGGGUGAAGCUUUGCUUGAGUUGCCAUCGUUGUUUCAUAUCUCGGUAACCCGGUGUUUUGGUCUGAAGAAGCUUCCUUUGGGGGCGAACAGCGGAUUGUCGAUUGCCGACAUGACAGGAGAAUCUGAAUGGUUUGAGGCUCUGGAAUGGGCAGAUGAAAUUGCAAAAUCACGCUUCCAUGACCUCUUUUACAGGCCAGAUAAUCAGCGUUUGAAUAUGCAGUUUAUGUGCAUCAUUGGAAUCCGUGACGACUGUAAAAGGUAAGCAGCUUCUGUUUUUAUUAGUGAGAAAAUUUUUGAUAAUCUGGCAGGAUACAAUAAUUCAUACACAUGAAUAUGCA
Molecule: messenger RNA, 3126 nt
Organism: Magnolia sinica
Lineage: Eukaryota; Viridiplantae; Streptophyta; Magnoliopsida; Magnoliales; Magnoliaceae
Product: disease resistance protein At4g27190-like
Exons: 3
Coding region: 78-3050 (990 amino acids)
Molecular function (GO): ATP hydrolysis activity; ADP binding; protein binding
Source: RefSeq, a predicted model, not a curated record